UUUGCAUUCAUGUAGAUUUUUUAAUAUAGUGUAUCAAAGUAUUUUUCUCAAUUACUGAGUUUUUUGGCACCCCCUUAAAAUUCACCCCUGAGUCGAGUGCCUGACCUGGCCUCACCCUGUUCCCACCCUGCCUCUUGCCCCUUGCUAGCUGUGUGAUUUUGGGCAAGUUGCUUACCCUCUCAGGGCCUCAGUUUCCUCCUCUGUGAAAUGGGGAUAGUCCCUGUACCUACUCACAGCUGUUAGGGGACACGAUGAGCUCAUGACGCACGUUACAGACGAGAACAUCCCUGGCACUCAGUAGACUUGUGCCAGGCAACAGUUCUUCUGAUGGGGAGGCCUGGUUUGGGGCCUGAGGGUGGGUCACAAGAUGGAUGUGACCUAGCCUUGCCCUUGAGGAGAGCUGGCCCACCUGCCUAGAAUGCCUUGCUGCUCCUGUUCCCUGGGUAAACAUGCUGUUUCUGCUCUCCUGCCUCGGCCUGACGCCCCUACAAGGUCCCGGGGGUGAGAUCUGGAGCUGCUCACCCGAAGGCCGCCCGGGCUCCCAGCACCUUCCAUCCCAGCUGCCCGGGCCCCCACCGUCGCCUCCCCCACCCUCAGCUCUGCCCACUCCCACUGCAGGCCGCGGCUCCCGGCCCUGCGCGCUGCCAUGAGGCCUGCACUCUGCGGGGCUGAAGUCCAAAGUCCAGUGCCUUCGCUAAGCACACGGAUGAAUAUGAACCUUGGAGAAUUUCCCCAGCUCCAAUGUAAACAGAGCGGGCAGGGGCCCUGAUUCACUGGCCGCUGGGGCCAGCCUUGGGGGUUGGGGGUGCCCACAGGGCUUGGCUGGUGGGGUUUGGGGGGACAGUGGGUGCAAGGAGCCUGGUUGGUGCCUGCCUGCUGGCCGCCGGGCGAGGAGACGGCCCCCACGGUGGGGGAGGCGGCCAGCUCGGUGGCCCCGGGCCGCAUGGUCCAGGGGUGGCGGAGCCAUGGUUUCCAAACUGAGCCAGCUGCAGACGGAGCUCCUGGCCGCCCUGCUCGAGUCUGGCCUGAGCAAGGAGGCGCUGAUCCAGGCGUUGGGUGAGCCAGGGCCCUACCUGCUGGCUGGAGAUGGCCCCCUGGACAAGGGGGAGUCCUGCGGCGGCGGCCGAGGGGAGCUGGCCGAGCUGCCCAAUGGGCUUGGGGAGACGAGGGGCUCCGAGGACGAGACGGACGACGAUGGGGAAGACUUCACGCCACCCAUCCUCAAAGAGCUGGAGAACCUCAGCCCCGAGGAGGCGGCCCACCAGAAAGCCGUGGUGGAGACCCUGCUGCAGGAGGACCCGUGGCGCGUGGCAAAGAUGGUCAAGUCCUACCUGCAGCAGCAUAACAUCCCACAGCGGGAGGUGGUCGACACCACCGGCCUCAACCAGUCCCACCUGUCCCAGCACCUCAACAAGGGCACCCCCAUGAAGACGCAGAAGCGAGCCGCCCUGUACACCUGGUAUGUCCGCAAGCAGCGAGAGGUGGCCCAGCAGUUCACCCACGCAGGGCAGGGGGGGCUGAUUGAAGAGCCCACGGGCGAUGAGCUACCAACCAAGAAGGGGCGGAGAAAUCGUUUCAAAUGGGGCCCAGCAUCCCAGCAGAUCCUGUUCCAGGCCUACGAGAGGCAGAAGAACCCCAGCAAGGAGGAGCGAGAGGCGUUGGUGGAGGAGUGCAACAGGGCGGAGUGCAUCCAGAGGGGGGUGUCACCGUCGCAGGCACAGGGCCUGGGCUCCAACCUCGUCACGGAGGUGCGUGUCUACAACUGGUUUGCCAAUAGGCGCAAGGAAGAAGCCUUUCGGCACAAGCUGGCCAUGGACACAUACAGUGGGCCGCCACCGGGACCAGGCCCGGGCCCUGCGCUGCCUGCCCACAGCUCCCCGGGCCUGCCCCCACCUGCCCUCUCCCCUAGUAAGGUCCAUGGUGUGCGCUAUGGACAGCCUGCAACCAGUGAGGGGGCAGAAGUGCCCUCAAGCAGCGGCGGUCCCUUGGUGACAGUGUCUGCACCCCUGCACCAAGUGUCCCCUACAGGCCUGGAGCCCAGUCACAGCCUGCUGAGCACUGAAGCCAAGCUGGUCUCAGCAACUGGGGGCCCCCUGCCCCCUGUCAGCACCCUGACAGCACUGCACAGCUUGGAGCAGACAUCCCCAGGCCUCAACCAGCAGCCCCAGAACCUCAUCAUGGCCUCGCUUCCUGGGGUGAUGGCCAUCGGGCCUGGGGAGCCUGCCUCCCUCGGCCCCACGUUCACCAACACAGGCGCCUCCACCCUGGUCAUUGGCCUGGCCUCCACGCAGGCACAGAGCGUGCCGGUCAUCAACAGCAUGGGCAGCAGCCUGACCACCCUGCAGCCGGUCCAGUUCUCUCAGCCGCUGCACCCUUCCUACCAGCAGCCACUCAUGCCCCCUGUGCAGAGCCACGUGGCCCAGAGCCCCUUCAUGGCCACCAUGGCCCAGCUGCAGAGCCCCCACGCCCUCUAUAGCCACAAGCCUGAGGUGGCCCAGUACACCCACACGGGCCUGCUUCCGCAGACCAUGCUCAUCACCGACACCACCAACCUGAGCGCCCUUGCCAGCCUCACACCCACCAAGCAGGUCUUCACCACAGACACUGAGGCCUCCAGCGAGUCCGGGCUUCAUCCUCCGGUGUCACAGGCCACCACCAUCCACAUCCCCAGCCAGGACUCUGCGGGCAUCCAGCACCUGCAGCCGGCCCAUCGGCUCAGCACCAGCCCCACCGUGUCCUCCAGCAGCCUGGUGUUGUACCAGAGCUCCGACUCCUCCAAUGGGCACAGCCACCUGCUGCCCUCGAACCACAGCGUCAUCGAGACCUUCAUCUCCACGCAGAUGGCCUCUUCCUCCCAGUAACCAUGGCAACCGCCUCCCGGAGGGGCUGGGCCCUGGGGCCUGCAUGGCCUGCUUGGGGGGUGACGAGGACAUUUGAGCCUAAGAAACUUUUGCUGCCACGGGGUUGCUGCCUUUCCCUGGAAAACAGUGCCUCGGUCCCCACCCUGGUCUGCUGGCGCCAGAAAGGGAGGGUUCUGAGGCACGCGCAGCUGAGGGCUGCUUCCGUUGCACAAGAAGGGACCGUGGAGAGCUGGGAGGCAGAGCUUGUUCCUAGCAGGUCACGGGAGGGACUGUCCCUGCUGCUCAGGUAAAUCUUGUCACUUGGAGCAGAAAGGGGCAGCCUUUGGACUCUGGCAGCCCCAGCCUGAAUCUGUGGAGAGCCCAGCAUCCCGAAGGAAACUCUGGCAGCCACACUUCUCAGGACACAAGCUUGCGUAGCUGUGAGUCGCUGAGCUCCGAGAGGCCCGAGAUCAACGUGAACCGUUCUGUCACCUAUGCCCCGACCAGGCCACUCCACUCUGCCCCCUUCUAGCUACUGAUCCACAUGCCCAUUUACACCUACCCGUCCCCCACUUGCCUAAGCUGUCCUCGUGGCUCCUCUGUGCCAGGACCUGGGCUCCCAUGCCAGCCCCAGGGGAGCUCAGGCUAACAAGGAGGGCACGCAGGGCUCUCCCAAUUUCCCUCGUCCUGAGCCAUCCCCUCUUCUCGGCCCCCACGACCUCCAGUUUUCUUGGACAUUCAUCUUCCUGAGCAUCACGCCUUCUUACGCCAGCCUGGCAUCUUGCCUCUACUGGGAAGCCCCCCUCAGGGCCAGGAAGUUGUCCGUGCUCCUGCAGGAGCCUCGUGACUCUGUGCCUGGUGCUGAGCCCAGGUCUUGGGGCAGCAGCACCUCUGGCUUCUGGGGCCCUGCAGACCCUUCCCUGGUUUGAGGGAGAAGCUGCUGAGCUCAGAAGGCAGCAAGGCCUAAGCAGCCACAGAACUGAGGGACCCAGAGGGAGCAGAGCCACCUGUGACGCCUGGAAGCUUGGGAGCCCAGCUGGCUGUGGAUGGGGAGCCAGGCGGUCUGCAGCCACCCUGAGGAGCCCGAGGCCCUGAGCAGCAUGGGGAGGGACAAGGCACCCGUAUCCUCUUCUCCCUGGGGCUGCCGCAGAUAACCCGGCCCUCAGUGGCCUACCUCCAUCCUGGGAUUGAGGAAGCGGCCAGGGGAGAACCAGUACCCACUGCAGCUGGCAGCCAGCUAAGGGCGCACCUGUACAUUUAUUUAACUUUCAGUAAAGUAAAUGAGGAACGUA
Messenger RNA from Equus caballus (horse), 4132 nucleotides. It is a transcript of the gene HNF1A, whose product is annotated as HNF1 homeobox A. Gene Ontology annotation, biological process: liver development; regulation of transcription by RNA polymerase II; pancreas development. Gene Ontology annotation, cellular component: nucleus. Lineage: Eukaryota; Metazoa; Chordata; Mammalia; Perissodactyla; Equidae. The record is from RefSeq and is a predicted model, not a curated record. Gene Ontology annotation, molecular function: RNA polymerase II cis-regulatory region sequence-specific DNA binding; DNA-binding transcription factor activity, RNA polymerase II-specific.